AUGUGCUUCAAUCCCAACGUGACUACUUUAGUAUUGAAUAAAAUCUGGUUGGACUGUGAUCCAGUUCGUCCGGGACAUGAUGACGCUUGUGCUAUACUUCUUGCAACAAGUCUACCGUCAGAUAUAAAUCUUGUUGGUCUAUCUACGGUUCACGGGAAUGCUAGUGGGGAAUGCACUCUUUCAAAUGCGAUAAGACUUAUCCACAUGUUUUCCCCCCAGCAUGAUGCAUUGGUCGUUCACCCAGGGGCCCCCAAGCCAUUAAUAAGGCCAUCGAGAGCCGAUCCUGAAAUUCAUGGACCUGACGGUUUGGGGGGAGUCGUUGGGCUUCCACCUCUAAAUCACCCUGUCAUUCUUUCUCGCCUCGAAAGCUCCCAUACCGCGAAUGCGGUGGAAGGCCUUGCCGCUGCUGCAAAGCUUGCAAUUAGCUCUGGCUACAAGAUACAUCUGGUAGCCACAGGGCCCCUUACCAAUCUUGCCCUCUUUAUAUCUGUUUAUCCUUAUUUGUUGUCCGCGUUCGAGGAAGUUUGCUUCAUGGGAGGCGGUGUGGGCAUUGGGAAUCGGGGUGCAGUAGCCGAAUUCAAUAUUCUUUGUGACCCUGAAGCUGCUCAGAUUGUCGUGGACGCACCAAUUCGAAAGACAAUGAUUCCUCUGAAUGUCACGCAUAAAGCCAUAGUCACAGAAACGUUGCAGAGGAGGCUUCUGAAUGAAUGUUCGGAGCGAGGCUUGUCAAAUACCACAACACCACUCCGCCAUACGCUUCACAGCAUAGUCUCCUACUUUGCCGCUUCAUAUAAAUCUGUGUUUGGCUUCAAUGAUGGGCCACCACUGCAUGACGCACUCACGAUCGCGUAUGUUGCUCGACCAGAAUUGUUCAGGGCCACAAGAUACAGGGUCGAUGUAGACUGUAUUUCAACUCUGGGGACAGGUCAAACUGUCGUAGACGCAUUCAACUAUCGAGAUUACGAUGAUUCGUGGGGCCCAACAGGCAAGAACGUUCUUGUUGCGGAAGGAAUUGAUGUCCCAGCAUUUUUCGAGCUCUUUUUUGAAUGUGUCGACCGUUGUGAUACCGUUUCCCGCCUCAACCUAGCUGCUUAG
This is a messenger RNA of Cantharellus anzutake, 1095 nucleotides long. Its product is annotated as nucleoside hydrolase. The transcript is spliced from 9 exons. Gene Ontology annotation, molecular function: purine nucleosidase activity. Lineage: Eukaryota; Fungi; Basidiomycota; Agaricomycetes; Cantharellales; Hydnaceae. Gene Ontology annotation, biological process: purine nucleoside catabolic process. Bases 1 to 1095 code for a protein of 364 amino acids. The record is from RefSeq and is a predicted model, not a curated record. Gene Ontology annotation, cellular component: cytosol.